Messenger RNA from Colletotrichum navitas, 798 nucleotides. RefSeq lists its product as uncharacterized. Lineage: Eukaryota; Fungi; Ascomycota; Sordariomycetes; Glomerellales; Glomerellaceae. The transcript is spliced from 2 exons. The record is from RefSeq and is a predicted model, not a curated record. The coding region runs from base 52 to 594 and encodes 180 amino acids.
GUUUUCCAUAGGGUUUUGUCCUAUUCACUUUGCUCCAAUCGUUUUUCUCCUAUGUCUGUCUCCGUGGAUGCCCAUUGGCUCGGAGUCAAAGAAGCACUUAAGCCGCGCCCUCCACUAACGCUGCAACUUGGUUUGGGGACUGCUGACCAUCACAAGGAUUGCUGGUCCUCGUCCCUCCCUUCCCUCUUGCUGCACGACUACCCCAUCGGCCCCCUUGUCUCUUUCCCGACGCGACUACCUAAGGUUCCUGAAUCCCAGAGUCUCAAGUUCCCAAACACCACAACUGCAACAAUACUGAUCUUCUAUCAACCCUGCAGGGCCUGCAGAAGCGACCUCAGCCUGCCCUUUUUUGGCAGCUUUUCCGUUAAUCGCAGUGCUGGUGAUCAUCCACACAAUCACCGUUGUUGUCUCGGUUUAGCUUCCCUUACUCCCUUACCAUUCGGCCGCAUCAUUGCCUCGACCGCGAUUUCAAGACACCAGACCUACCCCUACAAUCCAGUCUUGCGAUCACGAGCCCAACCCCUUGCUAGGUUACUGUCUCUCAUUUUACGACGACGACAACGACGACAGCGACGACGACCGAGCCAUGGUUGAAGCAUUCAAUCCAUUCUCUAACCUUCAACGCAGCUUGAUUCUACCAUACUAGUACGGUUUCCGAUCUCUCAUCGGUUCGCUCUUUCCAUUUUACCUACACCCCGUCACCAUGACGGACUCGAGACGAGAUGAAUCCGUAUCGCCAAUGACAAGAAGCCCUCGUGCAACCUCACCUUCUAUUACGGGCCAGCCAGACUAUCUUGC